UCCGUCGGCCUCGUUCGUUAGUUCAUCGGCAGAACAGAGACACUUGAGGCUCGUUAACGUUUCAUUUCAUUCAUGAACGCUCAGCGAUACCCAAUCAGUCUGUGUUCCGCACUGUCUCGGCGCAAUUUUUCCAAUUUGCCUCGAUGUCGCAGAGAGAAAUGCGCGCCUUAUGGAGCGGCCGUGACGCUGCGCUGACGCUCCUCCGCCAGCAUUGAGGGAGCGGGGAAAAGGGGAGGGUGAGAGCAAGCGAAAGAGAAACGCGAGUGGACUCUGUAUUCAAGGUGAAGAUCAAUCCUGCGGCACGGGCGAUCAAAAUUACACCCGGCAAAGGACGCUGACGAAAAGAAAAAAACGCACGGAAAAUGGAGGUUCCGCGCAUGGGACACAGCAUUAGCAGCCCCACGAGUCCGUGUGAAGACAUGAUCAAGAAUUUGAGUUUGGAGGCGAUUCAGCUGUGUGACAGAGAGGAGAACAAGUCCCAGGACAGCGGGAUUGCUGAGAUGGAAGAGCUUCCGGUGCCUCAGCAUAUCAAAAUCAGCAACAUCACAUGCGACUCUUUCAAGAUCUGCUGGGACAUGGACGCCCGGGCCAAAGAGAGAAUCACACACUACUUCAUCGAUCUGAACAAGAAAGAGAACAAGAACUCCAACAAGUUUAAACACAAGGACGUGCCCACUAAACUGGUGGCCAAGGCGGUGCCGCUGCCCAUGACGGUGCGUGGCCACUGGUUCCUCAGCCCGCGGACAGAGUACACCGUGGCUGUGCAGACUGCGUCCAAGCAGAGCGAUGGCGACUACGCCGUGUCCGAGUGGAGCGAGAUCAUCGAGUUCUGCACGGCCGACUACUCAUCAGUGCAUCUCACGCAACUGUUGGAAAAGGCGGAGGCCAUCGCUGGCAGGAUGCUGAGAUUUUCUGUCUUUUACCGCAACCAGCACAAAGAGUACUUCGACCACGUGAGAGAGGCCCAGGACAACCGGAUGCUUCCAGCCGUGAAGGACAACAGCGGUAGCCACGGAUCGCCCAUCAGCGGCAAGCUGCACGGCAUCUUCUUCAGCUGCAACACCGAGUUCAACACGGGCAAGCCGGCGCAGGACUCGCCGUACGGCCGCUACCGCUUCGAGGUGUCCGCCGAGGAGCUCUUCAACCCCAAGACCAAUCUCUACUUCGGGGACUUCUACUGCAUGUACACAGCGUACCACUACGUCAUCCUCGUCAUCGCGCCGGAGGGCUCCGACGGCGACGACUUCUGCAAGCAGCGGCUGCCGGCGCUCGACCUCGCCGACAACCGCUUCCUGACGUGCACCGAGGGCGAGGACGGACGGCUGGCCUUCCACCACGCGCAGGACGUCAUCCUGGAGAUCGUCUACACCGAGCCUGUGGACGUGGCGCAGGGCCAUUUGGCUGAAAUCAGCGGCCACCAGCUCAUGAGCAUGUCCACCGUCAACGCCAAGAAGGACCCCAGCUGCAAGACCUGCAACAUCAGCGUGGGACGCUAAACCCUAACAAACACACACACACACACACACUCCCCAACUGAGACUCUGACGCACUCCAACUCUAUCCUACCUAUCUAUCUUUCUCUUCUGUUACCUAACCUUGCACCCAUUACUGUGGGCCUCAAAACACACACCCCUCCAAAAUCCAAACCACACACCCCAGUGACCCUACCGUCACCCUUUUGUGCCUCUUAACCCAGAGGAGGAGUUAUAUAGUUACUCUACAUAACGCCACAUAAAAUAGUCUCCAUUGUCUAGGUGUAGGUUACUAUCUAUGCUGAUCAUUGGAGUGGGUUGCUGAAAAAGCCCUCCGAUUCCCUCAAUAUCAACCUACUUCUCUUCACACCAAAAAAGCACUACAGUGUAGAAACAUAUCAGUCAGUGGCCCAGUUGGAGAAGCUGUUGCCAAGGAGGACCCUAGCAGUCAUAGUCCAAAUCAGCACGGGACACAGUCACCGGCGGCCGCUGUACAGCGUCUGUUUUGCACCAUGUCUCCAGAUGUAAUAUGAAUUAAUUAACGUCAGACACUGAUACAUGAGUACCCAUUGCUCCCUCUGUUCCCCUGACUUCCAGACCUCCCCUUCUUUGCCAUAGUCUCCCUCCAUGGUCUAACCAUUUAACACCACACUCAAGAAUGCUUUAACUGGCAUGCAUUCACAGCUCUUUACCAAAUGCUAUCGUUUCUUCUGACUGACCAGCUUGAUUCUGUCUCCUCUGUCUGUUUCCCUCUCUUAAGGUGAGACAAGGUAGUGUCUUUGGUCCUAUUUUUCUAUCUGCGUCAGCAGGUCAUUUAUGAAGUCCCUGCCAAUCGAAGAAUGACUACUAAUGUUGACCCUAAAUCUCUAACUGGCCGUAACGCUUACAAUAACUUUCAAUACCCCUGUCCAUCCACUCCCUGUUUGGAGCACAGGAUUGUAAAGGUGUUGCCAAAGGUUAAAAACAACCAUAGAAAACGGGGGAAAAAAAUUGACAUGAAGACAAAACACCGUUCAAACUGCUGUAGAUGAGCAAAGGUAUCCGAUUCUACCAGGCAUUUAAAACUUUUGUUAACAUUUGUGCUGUCUAGUCAUUAACAAAAGACUAAUUGCUGGAUAACGUGUUUAAAAAAGCAUGAUAGGUUUGUACCUGCAGCAUGAAAAUUAAAUCUUGAGAAACGUUUUUUAACAUGUGCACAUCCACAUUAUUUGUCGUUCAUCAGUUGUUUUCAUGUUAUUUAUUCUAACUGGCAGAAGCCAUGCAGUGUACUGUGUUCUAAAACAAAAAUAGACACGAGAAGAAGAUAAUAAAUACAAAAAUAUUUAUUUUUUAACUGUAUAGAAAAUAGAAGCAAACCAGAAGUGCACAAUACCAAAACAAAAAAAAAAGCUUUCACAUUGGAACGGAAAAUAAAUAAAUGUGUAUAUAUUAACAAAUUCAGAAACAACGUGCACUAAAAGCUAACAUUCAGCUUAGUUUUUCUGUUGUCACAGAGGAUGUGUACACACAAAUCCAGUCUGGGACGAAAAUACCACACAUACAUAUAAAUACAUAUAUAUUUCCAUAUCUGAUUGUAGCACAAGUCAACAGUUUUACGUUGGUUGGCAUGCAAAAAAAUACGAAAAUGAGAUUGUAACAGUUGGCAGCAGUGGAGCCUGUUGAAGAAAGGAAUUGUAGGGUGUGGAAUUUCAGAAGGAAAAAGUUACUUGAGCAGAAUUGCACUUAACAGUGUUGGAGCAGCGAUCACCAUAGAUACAACUCAUAUGGUAAGAGAAUCAAAAGAAUCCUUAUACACAUAGGGAUAGUACUUGCAGAGGAGGUUUUGUUUAAUAUGCAGUAAAUUACGUUGGUUUUUGUUGCAUUUAUUGUUUGUGCACUUUCACAAACUUGACAGACCAAAUUUCUCUGUGUUUAGUAUAGUGCUUUUCUAUCACAGAGGGAGUUAACGUUUCCAUACAUGCCUACUGUAUUUUCCUGUCUCUCCUUUUAUUGUUUUGCCAUUGCAAGUUUGCAAGGUUAAUGACAGCAGAACUUAGCACUUAUACCGAGUCCUUGUCGCGUCUUAGCUGCAUAGUAUUCUGUAAUUGGUCAUUAUCUCAAUAUAAACUCAGUUUAACAUCAUAUUAUGAACUGAAUUUCACAGUAUAUUCUAUAUCUCUUGUAUGUAUGCACUUAGCAUCUUAGCACUGAUAAAAUCCCUCAAUUUACCUACAACGCUAGCUUUUGUUUUUGCAUAACAUCAGUCAUUCAUUUAUAUGAUAUCUGAAUAUCUAUGACAAAAAUACUACAAUUCUGUUCAGAUCAGCAAUGUCAUUGCCAUUGAUACUUCCCACCAUGGCAUAUAGGUACUGUAUUAGGAAAGAAUACCUUGAAUUGGUCAAUAAUUACAAAACUUCCUUAUACAAUCGCAAGUCCUGUGGAAAAAUUGCAUAUGGUUUGGCUUUGGUUUAAAAUCCAGAUCUGAAGUAAAGUGCCAUAUUGUUCGAGAUGGAGGUAACUUAUUUUUUGUUUUAUUUUUGUAAAAGAAACAUUUUAAUGUCUGACAGUUUCCACUGUGUCUUGGAUAAAUUUGGUCUUAGACCUUGAUGAGAUAUUUAGUGUCACUUCAGAACAUACGACAUAGAACAGUUCUGUAAGUUGCAUCUUUGUCUAUGCCCUCGGAAGGCCUGUUCAUCUCAAAUAAAACCCCUAAUUUCUGGUACUGUGUCAAGUUCACCAAUAAAAUAAAAUAUGUACAAUAAAGUGCAUUGAAGUGUCAUAAUGGCACAAACAUGUCAAAUACAAACAGAAGAACAAAAAAAUAUUUUGGUCCAACCACUGAGUUCAUUCAAUUUGUACGUAUAAAAAGAGAAAGAGAGAGGCAGGGGAAAAAAGAGAGGAGAGAGAAAUUCCCUCACACUGUCUUUGUGGUUUCCUGUUUGCUGAGCAGAACCUCCAGCAAGCGCAGCUUGGCUUUGAGGGUCUUGUACUCCUGGUACUCCUCAGCCAAAGGAAUGCGGUCCUCUUUCUGCGGCGUCCUAUUAUAAAGACACAUAAACAAACAUACUUAAACGCAUACAUGUACAUGAAACUAAUUUACAACUAACAAAACAGAGAGAUCACAAACCAUAGGAAAGGAGAUCAAAACUGUAAGAAAAUGCGAUGUAACCCCUGUGUUGCCUUACUACUGAGCUAGUUUUGUACAUGUAAUGAAUAGUUGAGGAAUGGAAAAAAAAUAAAAAAAUAUUCUUAUGUUGUUGUUUAUCAAUGCGUCUGCAGACAUGUUGAUGUAUAGUCAUUAGCGUUUAUCUUUCUUCAUGGCUUCCUCCUUUUUCCUGAUCUGUUUCUUUUGUGUACCGCUGAGUAGCCAUGCAAUCGAGCAAAAUAGACUUUUGUUUGUUUCUUAAUUUGUUUUUCUUUUUGUUUUAUGGUGGAUCUUUGUCUUGACUGUUUGUUCUCUUUUUCCUCCUGUUCAUGUUUGUUUGUUUGUUUUGAAAAGCCAAAAGUUAACAUAUACUGCUCAUUAAAAGAUGUGUUUAAACCCAAA
Alosa sapidissima (American shad) is the source of this 4998-nucleotide messenger RNA. It is a transcript of the gene phyhiplb, whose product is annotated as phytanoyl-CoA 2-hydroxylase interacting protein-like b. Bases 363 to 1496 code for a protein of 377 amino acids. The transcript is spliced from 5 exons. Gene Ontology annotation, molecular function: protein binding. NCBI's taxonomy places the organism in Eukaryota, Metazoa, Chordata, Actinopteri, Clupeiformes, Clupeidae. The record is from RefSeq and is a predicted model, not a curated record. Gene Ontology annotation, cellular component: cytoplasm.